Messenger RNA from Pterocles gutturalis (yellow-throated sandgrouse), 1280 nucleotides. RefSeq names its product mucosa associated lymphoid tissue lymphoma translocation gene 1 (gene MALT1). Gene Ontology annotation, biological process: proteolysis. Gene Ontology annotation, molecular function: cysteine-type endopeptidase activity. The annotation marks the transcript as partial. The record is from RefSeq and is a predicted model, not a curated record. Lineage: Eukaryota; Metazoa; Chordata; Aves; Pterocliformes; Pteroclidae. The transcript has 7 exons.
GUUUGUUAUACUACGCUGGCCACGGCUAUGAAAACUAUGGAAACAGUUUCAUGGUUCCUAUUGAUGCUCCGAAUCCCUACCGAUCUGCAAACUGCCUGUGUGUGCAGAACAUCCUCAAACUCAUGCAGGAGAAAGAGACGGGACUUAACGUGUUCCUACUGGACAUGUGUCGGAAAAGAAAUGAAUAUGAUGACACAAUUCUUAUCUUAGAUGCUCUGAAGGUUACGGCCAACAUUGUUUUUGGAUAUGCAACGUGCCAAGGAGCAGAAGCUUUUGAAAUUCAGCAGUCAGGGUUGGCCAAUGGAAUCUUCAUGAAGUUCUUGAAGGACCGCUUGUUAGAAGACAAGAAGAUUACUGUACUGCUUGAUGAGGUUGCAGAAGAUAUGGGCAAGUGUCACCUUACCAAAGGCAAGCAAGCUUUGGAGAUCCGCAGCAGUUUGUCUGAGAAGAGGGCAUUAACUGAUCCCAUUCAACAAAGCGCGUCUUCUGCAGAGUCUCUGGCGCGGAACCUACAGUGGGCCAAAGCUCAUGAGCUUCCAGAAAGUAUGUAUCUUGAAUUCAGGUGUGGUGUUCAGAUUCAGUUGGGGUUUGCAGCUGAGUUUUCCAAUGUCAUGAUCAUCUACACGCAAAUAGUAAAGCAGCCACCUGAAAUAGUAGUUUGCAGAGCCUACGUUACAGACUUCGCGCUUGACCUGGAUGUGGAUCCUAAAGAGGCCAAUAAAGGAACUCCUGAGGAAACUGGAAGCUAUUUAGUGUCAAAGGACCUUCCCAAACACUGCCUCUACACCAGGCUAAGUUCACUGCAAAAACUAAGGGAACACCUGAUCUUCACUAUUUGCUUGCACUAUCAGUAUCCAGGAAUAGAAGAUACAAUGGAUGAAAGAAAGGAAGUUAACGUUGGGAAGCCCCUUAUUGCUAAAUUAGGCCUUCAUCAUGGAUUCAAAACCAGUAACUGUCUCCCGACCUGUGGCAUGGCAAAUAAUCCUUUUCAUAAUCGAAUAGAAUCAAGUCCAGUGGCACCUAAAUACUACAACCCUAGUCAUUGCCAAGCAAAUUCCUGCCCAGGUGUUUACCAUCCAAACCGUAUUUGUUCAGACGGCAUCAGACAACCAGGGGCAUGUUCUUGCAAAGGGACUUCAAGGAUAUUAGCUUCGAGACAUGAAGUGCAGAAUUACUCGCCUCCUGUGGAAAAGAGCAAUGUCCCAGUAGAGACCACUGAUGAUACUGUUGAACUGGAUUUCCUUCUCUCCAACAGCCUCAGACUGUCUGAAGAGCAGUAG